Molecule: messenger RNA, 5161 nt
Organism: Sander lucioperca (pikeperch)
Lineage: Eukaryota; Metazoa; Chordata; Actinopteri; Perciformes; Percidae
Gene: glcci1a
Product: glucocorticoid induced 1a
Exons: 8
Coding region: 362-1900 (512 amino acids)
Biological process (GO): podocyte development
Cellular component (GO): cytoplasm
Source: RefSeq, a predicted model, not a curated record
UGUGUCAACUGAGUCUGACAUCUGCGGUCUUGGAAAUUGUGUUUGGUGAGUCAGGAGUUGCGAGUUCGACAACAUGACCAAUUUGAAGUAACGCGUAGGCCUACAUAACAUUUUUAUGCAGAAGGCCGCUUAACAGUACAGGCGGGCUAUUUGUGUACUCAGACACGGAAAAACAAGUGUGAAAGUGAAGCCUGUGUAUAACUCCAGAAACUUCGGUAGCUGGCAAAGUUUAACGUUAGGUUGUGUGCCAAAAAAAAAACACAUAAAGUUAGGUUGUGAGCUGUAUAAAUGACAGGACUAUGUACUUGUACCACUCAUACUGUUACAUAAACAACUUUAUCAACUGAACGUGGCUGAUAUCAUGUCAGCAUCACCAGCCAGCUCAUCCCAGCAGCGGGUUAAACACAGUGGCUCCCCCACAGCCUCCUCUUCCUGUAGCAGCAACACCACCGCGGUCCGGUUGCAGCCUAUCCGCGCCACGGUGCCGUACCUUUUGCGUGGAAAUCAGCACAGCCCAACCCGCUCUGCUUCCUGCUGCUUCUCAGUAGCCGGGAGCAACGCAGGACCGACGACGUCCCGUUGCUACAGUCCCCCCAACCCGGGUGGAAGCGGCUCUGACAGCAGGCUGGUCCCCAGGCAGAGACUUUCACCUUCGGACAGCAGGAGCUCACCAGAACGCUCUCCCUACUCGCCUGUUUCCACAGUUGAAAGGACAAAAUCCCACCAGGUGCAGAGCUUGGGGGCCAUUUGGCGGACUCCCUCCCAGGGCACUAUUACUGGACCCUACCUCACUGGGCAGUGGCCUCGUGACACCCAUGUGCACUACCCAUCUUGUAUGAAAGAUAAAUCCACACAGACUCCUGGAUGUUGGAGUGAGGAAACGAGAGAGAAGAGGAGCACCCACCAGCGCUCUGCGUCCUGGGGCAGCACCGACCAGCUCAAAGAGAUUGCGAAGCUCCGGCAUCAGCUCCAUCGCAGUAAACAAGGGGGACGCCACAGUAAAGACAAGGAGCGACUGUCCCCCCUGCAGUGCAACACCAUCACCUACACCGCCCUCACCAGCACUACCAACCACACCUCCACAGCCAGCCACGUUCAGCAGUUUUCCAUGUCGAAGUCCGCCCAGAUGCCGCUGUCCAACAUCACAGUGCCAAAGCCUUCCAUCUCCAGGGUGCCCAGCAGCAUGGAGGGCAUCAACCACGAGCUGGAGAAGGUCUUCAUCAAAGACAACGGAGAGAAGGAGGAGCUCAAGUCCCUGGAGGUUCCCGAUGGGCGGCGGGCCCCCUUCCCUCCCCAGCAGCGCAGCAGCAGCACCCGCAGCGUGGACACCCAGACUCCCUCAGCCCCCGGCCGGUCCAGCAGCUGCUCCAGCCUGUCGCCCUGCCCCUCGCCGGCCUGCCCACCAGGAUCACACGACGGCAGUCCUUACUCCACAGAGGAUCUACUGUACGACCGGGAUAAAGACAGUGGAAGCAGCUCGCCGCUGCCCAAGUUUGCCUCCUCGCCCAAACCCAACAACAGCUACAUGUUCAAGCGAGAGCCGCCAGAGGGCUGUGAGAAGAUUAAAGCUUUCGAGGAGAUGAGCUCAAGGCAGUCCACAUCGGCGUCGGUCCCCCUCUUCUCCUGCCCCGACAAAAACAAAGUCAACUUCAUCCCGACGGGCUCGGCGUUCUGCCCCGUCAAACUCCCCGGCUCCCUGCACCUCAUCCCGGCCUCAGAGCCCGAGGAGGACGAGGACAACGCGGAGGCGGCCUCUGGCUCGGAUGCCCAGGGGGCCACGUCGCUCUACGGGGCCUCCACUCAGGUCUCGGCGAGCACCAGCACAGACGACCCCCCGGAGCCGCCCGGCUGGCCCUCAGAGACUGCAGAGCCCCAGACAGACAGCCCGGCCAUCAGCUAGACCUGAGCAGAGCUGGCCUCUGACUCCGGGGAUCCACACUUGCGACCGCCAACCAUCACCACUGACUGUCCCACCAACACCUCCCUCUGCUCUGCCAGGGGGAGCCUCCGUCUCUCUGUGCUGACCCCUUCCACCCCCCCCUUCUAUCUCUGCAUGACGUAGCAACAAUGUCCCGAAUAACCGCUGCCGCCCACCACAAAGACUCACCACCUUAAUGUUCUGUCCUGCGUAAUGUCUGAGCUGGUGCUGGCAGGGAAAGACACGAUGGUUACAGGUUAUCAUAUGCAGGCAUCGAAGGGAAGAUACGGAGCGCGAUGGAUGGGGGGAGGGGCAUGCAUUUUAAACUGGUAGUAUAUUUCUGAUUAAAUUAUGUGUUGUGUUCAGUUUCAACAUUCACAGUAUGAAUAAGCUCUCUAAACAUAUAUAUAUACACAUAUAUCUCUAUGAAAAGAAAGAAAAAUGCUUGUUUUAAACUGUGUAUUGCUGUGUUAUGUAUGUGACAGGGAAAACAGCUGUACUAUUCAGGAUUCUGUUUACACUAUCCAGGUCACAUUGUUAAACCCUGUCUAAAAAACAAAUGCAAAGAGAAAAAUCAUUUGGGCAAAGAGAAAAGAAAAAAAAGAAGACAAAAUGGCCUCAAAUUGGUUGCACAGUGUCUGCAUCUGGCCUCGCUUCAGGUAUUUCACAAUCAGAGUCUAUACUCAGGUAAUUUGGAAUGUAUGUCCAUACAAAUAUCUGCAGAACAGAUUCACUGUCAUUUCCUCCUGGUUUUCUCAUUCCCAUAGCUGACUGCGGAGGGUAAAGGGUUGAAGUAGAGGACACCCCCUCAUGGUUGGCCUCUCUGACUGGUGGUGGGGUAUUCUACCGACCACACACACUGUGACUGAGGGCAUUAAUGGCUGUGUAUGCGUAUGCGUGUGCGCGUGUGCGCGUGUGUGCGUGUGUGUGUGUGUGUGUGUGUUGAUAGAAUCGUGCUGGACAGAGACUUGGAUGAUGUACAGUCUGAUAUUUAAGCCUGCAGACAGUGGUGAUUGGCUCUCCUGAGCCUGUUGACGGGGGACCAAAGGUGGACACGUCCGCAGCACCGUCAACAUUGAAAUACAAUCAAACUGAAGCAUUUGGUUCCUUAGAGGUGCAGAUUGGAGGUAUAGUUGUAGAAACAUUUUUCUGAGAUUGAAAUCUUAUCUUAUUUGAUGAGUUAAACCUCAGUUCUCUUAGCCAAAGAUGCCGUUUUCUUGUGCAACUUAACCUGACUAAAUCAAGUCUCUAGAGCCAGAGCGAUACUGGAAUUUCUGAGGCUGAUAUCAAUUUGUGUGAGUUUAAAAAGCAAUAUAUUGGCCAAUAUUUGUUUUUUUGCUGAGAAUCCCUUGAAGAAUUUGGACCAAGAUAAGUACAGAGCAGGACAUUUCCAGUUUGAAAGAUCUCUACCAUCGCCCAUUCAGCCCUAAUGGUAAGGGCGUAACUUUGGGUUCAACCUUGGGGGGGUUGAGAUCUCCACCUAUCUAGGGAGGUCCUGCGACAUGUCAGCAUGUAUUGAAAAAGGUGACAAAAACAGACUAAAGCAACCAAAAAUGUUGAAACAAGCGAGAACAGCCCAGUUUUGAUUAUUGGGGGGGUUUUUAUCCCCCCCCAUCCCCCAAUAAAUUACACCUUAGCCUAACAUGUUGGGUUAGCAAAGAGAACAACAAUAGCCGGUUUACUAAAGACCGGGCAGGUAACACACAUACAGCCUGCUGUGCUUCUACUCCCCAUUUGAUUUCAUUUGACAAAACAAGCUGCAGUUCUCAAAUGUUUAAAAUUGUCUAAACACAGUUACUGCACUUAGCACAAUAACUUUGCCUAAAUAAAAUACAGCUUAACCCUUAUCUAAAUUGAAAUACAAUUUCAAAAAUAAUGAUUUAAAGCUGCAAUAUUCAAUAUUUUUAUAUCUUAAAUGUGCAAUGUGAAAGGGGCCACAGUGAAUUUGCAGUUCUCCGUUCCAUUGAGCUUUUUUAGCCUCUUUUAGCUCAUUGUUUUGGUUUUAUGUAUGUACUAGUUAAUAAGGUAAAUAAUAUGUUAAUGUUGUGUUUUCAGCUUGUUCUGCUGCCCCCAAGUGGCCAAAAGAUCAAUUAAUGCAGCUUUAAAAAGCAGACACUGCCUGAUAAAAGAAUAAGAAAAGAACAUUACAAAUCUGAGUAGGAAUUCAACAUUAGUACAGUUUUGCAUAAUUAGUGCUACAGACCUGGCAGCACUUUUCUGUCAGUACCAGGGAAGUAUUGAGGUUGGAUACCCAGUCCUAGGCAACCGUACAUGCAGCCACUGGAUUUGCACAAGCUUAAAAUGAACUAUAGCCAUACAUGAUGAAUGUUUGCACAACUCUUUUAACUCCAAUCUGCAUAUCCAAACUUAGACUGUUCUGAUAAUCCAGAUAAUUUCUAUUCCAUUAAAUGCAUUCCAUGUGAUUUUAGCAGCCAAGACAUAAAUAGACUCACGAUGAUUCAUUCCUAAAAUAUCUCUCAGCCUUUGAAUCGCUGUGAGAGACUAGCUAAUGCACCGAGAGAUGUUUGGUUUGCAGAUACGGUCGCGCCUUCAUGUGUUUGAUGCACAGAUAAAAGGAUCACACUGGCCUGCCUCCCUCUCACUGUCUGUCUGUCUGUUAUUACUGUGUUGUUGUAGGCACCCUGAUGCUCCCACCAACCAACACAACCUGAACAUCUCAUGUAUCCUCUCUAGGCUGUUGAACAAGCAUCACUAUGCCCAAGUGUAAAUGAUCCACAACUUUCAUUUGCAAGAGUGAAAAACAUAACCCACAUUUAUUUUGAUAUCUGGUGCGCUUGAGGAAUCCCUGCAUUGGCGCUCCUUUCAUAUUUUGUAUAUAUGUGGCUUUUAAAGAGGCUCAAUGCAAUGUUGUGGUUUUCUUAAGACAUGUCAGCACCUUACCAAGAGCUAUGGCUUUCCCAAUGUCCCACCUAUACUCGGCAUUGGUAAACUAGAUGUGUGCAAUAACAGGAAAAAAAACAAAAAAAACUGUGUUGUCCGUUCUUUGACACAAAAAGCGUCUCAUCUUGCAUUCCUUUGGUUUUGAGCAUGGGGGCUGGAUCAGCAAGUAGUUUGUUGUUAAAGCCAUCAACUGAUACAAAACCAGCACUGAGAGUGACCAGAGCACAUCACUGGCAGGUCAGAGUGUUCACCAACUCACUCCAUGAUACUUCUUGUGUAACCUGCAGUGUCAAAGUUCAUGCACAAUGGCAAUAAAAAAAAAACUAUUGGUUGUUUUGUCCA